This is a messenger RNA of Coniophora puteana RWD-64-598 SS2, 1224 nucleotides long. RefSeq names its product WD40 repeat-like protein. The record is from RefSeq and is a predicted model, not a curated record. Gene Ontology annotation, molecular function: protein binding. The annotation marks the transcript as partial. The transcript has 4 exons. Lineage: Eukaryota; Fungi; Basidiomycota; Agaricomycetes; Boletales; Coniophoraceae.
GCAACCACCAUCAAUGCCCUCCUCAGACACAUCAUCGGAUUCUGAAGGCAAUACUCGCACUCCAAAACCCUUCGAGGGGCACACUGACGACGUUUGGGAUGUCGCCUACUCUCCCGACGGAGCCUGGAUCGCCUCUGCCUCUAAUGAUGGUACAAUAAGGAUCUGGGACUCGAAGACAGGCCUCAGCGUAGGCCAGCCUCUCAUAGGCCACAAGGAUGGCAUCUAUGUUAUUGCAUUCUCACCUCAAGGUGACCGCAUAGUCAGCGGAUCAGAUGACAAGACGCUACGUGUCUGGGAUAUUUCGACCCAGGAGGUAGUUUUGGGCCCACUUGACGGUCACACAGAUGUUGUUAAUUCUGUUCAAUACUCUCCGGAUGGGCAACUCAUUUGUAGUGCGUCGAGCGAUCGCUUCGUACGAUUGUGGAAUGCACAGUCAGGAGAAUGCACCACCACUCUGGAACAUCCCAACAAGCUUACCCUCGCAUCAUUCUCUCCUUGCGGUGCACAUGUUGCGACGGCCUGUGAUGACAACAUGGUACGAGUAUGGGUCGUUGCUACGAGAAUUCUCCUCCACCCGCCUCUGGCCGCCCACAAAUCAGAGGUAUGGUCGGUAGCAUAUUCCCCCGAUGGACGCUUUCUGGCAAGCGGGAGUAGGGAUUGCACGAUUUGUUUGUGGGAUACAGAUACUGGGAAACUAUGCAGGCGGCCGAUGAAGGGCCACAGACUUGCCGUCUCAAGCCUCGCAUUUACUAACCACGGGCAGGCGCUUAUCAGUGCCUCAUAUGAUAGGAGUUUACGUGCCUGGGACCCAGUGACAGGAGACUGCUUGUGGGGUCCGAUGUUCAGCGACGGACGUGUCAACGGAAUAUCGGUCUCCCCUACGAAGCAUGUGGUAGCCUGUGGCAGAGGCUAUAGUAUGUGUAUUCGAGACGCCAUGUCGGGAAAACUCGUUCUUCCCGAGGGACACGAACCCAAGCGCUAUAAAGGAAACCUAAUGCUCACAAUCGGGUCGGUCAAUUCGUUGGCAUGGUUCCCCUGUGAGACUCGAUUUGCAACUGCUGGAUUCAACGACACGAUCAGGGUUUGGGAUGCGAAGAAGAACAAAGAUUCAAUCGAAGUGUUUAGCGACCAGACCAUCGGUACCACCUCCAUCGACAUAUCUUUCGACGGCUCGAUGCUGGUCAGCAGCUCUGAAGAUCACACCAUUUGUCUGUGGAACUUAAA